UCAGCAAGAUUAUUCAAAAACACCGACAGAAACUUUAAUUUACCUGAUACAAUUGACGAUCAGAUGUCUUCAAAACAAGAUAAUUCACUUUAUUUACCUGAAAAAAUUAAUACUGACGUUAUUGAUGUUGACCAAAAUCUCUCAACACAACUUGUUACAGUUAAUAUUAAUGAUAAAAAUAAAUCAACACAAGAAAAUAAUUCAAAUUUCACAA
Molecule: messenger RNA, 214 nt
Organism: Racocetra persica
Lineage: Eukaryota; Fungi; Glomeromycota; Glomeromycetes; Diversisporales; Gigasporaceae
Source: the annotation of a GenBank genome assembly